AUGCCUCUUUCCCCCCAUCCCCCUCCCAUUGGCUGCCAGCCGUCUAAACAGCUCCAGCUGCAAUCACCGCCGCCGCUGCUGCUGCAACGAGCUGCCGGCUAUUUGAUCACCCCCAUCCCGCACAGCCUCUGCCUCCACCGGUCUGCCAACGCACGGACCUCUGCCAACACAUCCAUGAUGACGGGCGUCGCGGCUGCCUCCUUCUUCUCUAACGUUUGCCGGUUUGGCGGUUGCGGGCUGCACUUCGAGUCCCUCGGCGAGCUCAUCGUUCACAUCGAAGAUAACCACAUCGAUACAGACCCUAGAGUUCUGGAACGGCAGGAGCUGCAACAGCCCACAUACGUCGCACUGAGCUACAUCAAUCGGUUCAUGACUGAAGCAGCCCGCAGAGAGCAGGAAACGCAGAAGAAGAAGGUCCAACCCAAAAUUGCUAUAUCAGUCACCGGCGGUGUAUCGCGUAACAGUACGGCUACACCUCCACGCCACAGCAACGGCAGCCUAACUCCACCUGUCACGCCUCCCAUCACACCCUCAUCAUCCUUCCGCAGCAGCACACCUACAGGCAGCGAGUGUGAUGAGGAGGAGGUGGAGUACGAAGACUCUGACAGUGACGAGUCCUGGACUACAGAAAGUGCCAUCAGCUCUGAGUCCAUCCUCAGCUCCAUGUGCAUGAAUGGAGGCGACGAGAAACCCUUCGCAUGCCCUGUUCCAGGAUGCAAGAAGAGAUACAAGAAUGUGAACGGUAUUAAGUACCAUGCUAAAAACGGCCACAGGACGCAGAUCCGUGUGAGAAAGCCCUUCAAGUGUCGCUGUGGGAAAAGCUAUAAAACCUCUCAAGGCCUUAGACAUCACACCAUCAACUUUCACCCACCCCUGUGAUAAACAUACAUACAUACACAAAGUUAUUUUCAUGUUUACCUGAUCAUCCUUACAUUUACAUUUUAGGAUCAUGUGUAAACUGGGAUCAAAUGCAGAUUUUUCCUGAUGUGUGUGCUUUUAUAUAUGUCGAUAUACUUGUACAUUUGCACAUUUCAUGUAUAUCAUUUCUUUUUUUAAUAUAUCCUUUAUUUUAUUUUAUUUUUAAGUGACACAGUCACUGAUAAAUGAAAAUUACUGUGCUGAAGGUUAGGACACGACAUAAGCAUUCGUUUCUGAUUUUAAAGACAAAAUUAUUUAAAAUCAGUUGAGAGAUUCUCUUUAUUUUGCUCGCAGAUCUACGUCAAGUGAAAACUACACUGCAAGAAAUGUUUUCUAACUUUGAUUUUUUUUUGUCAUUUCUAGUCCAAAUAAUUAAAACUCUUAAAUCAAGAAGAAUUUUUUAGACAAGCAAAACAUAAUGUCUUGUUUUACGAAAUAAUAAGCCAAAAUUAAGUGCGUUUUUCCAUAAAGGAAGCAAAAAAAUCUGCAAAUGGGGUAAGAAAAAUAAUCUUGUGUCAAAAGGAAAAACAAGAUUAUUUAGCUUGUUUUAAGGAAAAACUGACUUAUUAUUGGCAUAUUAUUUCUGAAAACAAGACAUUAUGGCCCAAUCCCAAUUCUAUUUUUGUACCCCUUCCCCUUUCCCUUGGCCCUUAAAACCGAGUGUAAAGGGGAAGGGCUUCAAAACGUACCCCUAAAAAUUGGGACAGCACGACAGCACCUGCACACAUCUUCAUAUGUCAUCGCGAUCUCUUGCUCAAUACGAGAUCAGACGAUCGCGACUGCUGUAGUUAUUACAGUUGUGCUUUUUUUUAGUAUUUAUCUUCAGGAAAUCACUGAAGGCAUAUUUUAUGUUAUCAUAAUGAUCUAAUGUGGCAAUAAGAUCGUAACUGUACUGUGUAUUUACACAGUGGCCAUAUUCAUCUAUGUAAACACACAAAAACAACACUAACAUUACAGCAGAAAAAAGGUCAUUCUCAGCCACUAGACUUUUCUGACAGGGUAUUCGAGUGUCAGAAUGUUGGACUGCUAUACAGUAGUUAUUUUUAUGUAUUAUAGAUCGCGAAAUUUUGCAGUUUUUUUUUUGCGUUUUUUUAAAGCAUGACGGUAAAACACGAACGCAGUUAUGAAUAUAUUAAAACAUGUGCUUGUUUGUUGUAAAAAUUCGUAAUAAUGACAAAAAAUACAAAUUUGUGGAUCUCCUUACUUCCGGGUAUCUACCCCUUCCCCUCUGCCUUCAAAAAAAGAAGCUAAAGAGCUAAAGAGAAUUGGGAAACCCCUACCCCUUAACGGGAACACUCAAAAUGAGUGGUAAGGGGAAAGGCUAAGGGGUAGAAUUGGGAUUGGGCUAAUGUUUUUUUGCUUGCUUAGAAAAUGCUUCUUUAUAGAAGAAUUUUUAGAUAUUUGCACUAGAAACAAGACAAAAGAUCUAAGUAAGAAAAUCUUUUUUUGCAGUGUACAGUAGAUAAACAUGUACAUAUACAAAUUAUAUGAAGACACAUUUAUAAAUAUAUAUGUAUAUAUAUUACUAGUUAAGUUUAUUAUUCAAACAUUUUAUUUUCCAUUAUAUAUUUUGCAGAACAUUUAUAUUAUGUUUUAUACGAGAAUUUUAUCUCAUCUUUAAGGACCAUUACUUUAUUUGCUUUGUAGAGAAUCAGUCUUUUAUUGUCUGAAUUGAGAGGACAUUGAUCUCAGGUCACAAUUCAGCUGCCAACGUUCAGACAAACCAGGAAACAGGAAAAACACACUUCCACUAAUUUCGCUCCAGAACAUUCCACACGCAAAAAUCAGAACGGCUGACAUUACGCAGUGUAAACUCACCUUUCCGGAUUUUGUUUUGCAUGCGGCUGGCAUGCAGGCAGCACCUGUGAAAAAGCAAAAUUCACUGCAUGUGGCAUUUUCCAGACGACUGCAAGUGGUUUUGUGACGUGGACAUGGUUUAUGUCUCAUGCGUCUAGUUGUAUCGGAGUAACACUUUACACAAUGAUCUCUGAAUGGAAACACACUUUUUUUUAAGCAUUCAAAUUAUGUCAGCCUAAAGAGAGACAAAGAAGGUCAGAUUUACUUUGUCCUGUUUCCCUGCUGUUAUGCCAGCAGUGCAGAAGUGCCAAGAUAUUCCUCCCCAACUUCAAAAAGAAACAUGGAUGAUCUGCCAAACACACAACGGGUCACAUCUGGCUAUCCGUUUAGUGCCUGUUAACGGAGGAGCCUUAAAGAAGACCUAAACUUCUGUUUGUGUACUCAGCCUUGCAGUAUUUUGUUGUCCGUUUUUGCUCGUAAGAUCCUUAUUUCAGUCGUCGCUGUUGUUUCUUUUUCAUUUUCGACACAUUUGGGACACGUUAGUCCUUGUGGCUGUGUUUGUGUAAACGUAUUUGUUAGCCCUCUGCUUGCCUUGUAUUGUAGGCUACGGCUUGCUAGCAUGACACGACCGCUUAGCCGCUCUGCUGUCUCUUGGCUUGUAGUCUUACCGUUACAAUCUUUGUUGUCAGAAGUAUUAAAUCUUAUUUUAUGAUGUUACCCCUAGUAUUACAGUGCCAUAUGCAUAUCUGAACAUAUUUUCUCAACUUUAAUUCUCGGUCCUGUUAUCGGCCAAAUAAAACACACCAUGGUUUACACGAGUAAAAUGUCUUUAGCAACUGCUAAGAGCUUAAACUUUUGGUGCAGAGAAGGACCAAGUAAGCUUUCCUAUCCAUUAGUCUGUUUGUCUCGGUUAGGGUUGGUCAAAUGAAACAACACGGACCAAAAAUGGCACUGCCAGAUCUCCAGAUAAGAAGCUUGGAAUAAAGGUGCUGUACAUGGUAUAGUGAUAGCGUCAGAUUAUGUUACCAUGGUACAUGUUCUAAACCAUGGUAAUACUCCUUUGUGGUGCUAAGACGGAAUACAGUAAUUAGCGAUAUGGACAAAGUUUUAAUAUCGUCCUCAUAUUUAAGCCAGAAUCUGUAUUUAAACACUAAUGUUGUGGACCGUUGCUAUGAUUUCUAAAUGAGAAAAGAAGCUGAAGGUUUUUUUUUUGGUGUGUUACUCACCAUCAUGUCCUCUUUAGAACACAAAUGAAGGUAUUUCAGCUAAAUCUGAUUUCUGUCCCUGAAGUCUGUUCAAUUAAUUAACUUCAAGUAAUAUUAUGAAUCGGCGGUUCAUUCCACUGUGUCGACCACAGAUUAAUAAAGGGAAUGAGCCGAAAAGAAAAUGAAUGAAUACUAUUAUGAAUCAAACGGUUGGUGAUUGCAUUGUACGACGAACAGAUUUCACCUCUCAGAUUUGUUUUGAAACAUCUUCAUCUGCAUUCCAAAGUUGAGCGGUGAACUAACCCUUUAAAGAUGAAUGAAUAGUAACUGUUAUGUAGAUGCCAAAUACUGGAGUUAGGGAAUGAAGUAUUGAAUGCCUAUCCGUGAGUGACUCAUUGUAGAUGACUCACUGUCCUGUUAUUUUUCAAAUCCUCCGGUGUCAUGUAUGUUUGUUUGUAUGUAUGCGUGUCUUUUUGGACGCAGUACCAGUAACCACAUUUGUACCUCUCUUUGGCUACGGAGUCAUUUGGUCUCAGCUUUGACACGCAAACUAGAACCCGUCAAACAUGAUUUUAUUGGAUAGGACUGGUGGGAUUCCUCACACCUACAAUGUAGUAAUGUGACUGAGAUGCAUUUAUUUUGGAGGGAGUUUGAUAUACUAUAUAGUGAAUGUAUCGUAUUGCAAGUCUUUUGUAAAGUGCUUUUGAAAUUAUAUUUUCGUACUGUAUGUUUUUUUUGUGGAAAAUGUUUUGUGGAACCGAGGCAAUUUGUAUGUGAGACGAUGUAAAAUGUGUGCGUGUUUGUGUGAGAGAAUGGAAGACUUUUGAGACAUCUUUAUCCUCAAGUGUAACAUUUAGGACAAUGGUACAAAAAUAAAGAAAAUCAAACAAG
This is a messenger RNA of Danio aesculapii, 4811 nucleotides long. It is a transcript of the gene jazf1a, whose product is annotated as JAZF zinc finger 1a. Lineage: Eukaryota; Metazoa; Chordata; Actinopteri; Cypriniformes; Danionidae. The coding region runs from base 1 to 879 and encodes 292 amino acids. The transcript is spliced from 5 exons. Gene Ontology annotation, cellular component: nucleus. The record is from RefSeq and is a predicted model, not a curated record.